AACCAAAAUGCCAAACGAUCCAUCGGAUAAUCAACUGAAAACCUACAAGGAGACGUAUCCAAAACCCCAAGUGAUCACAACUUCAAAUGGAGCUCCGAUCUACUCGAAGACCGCCGUGCUCACCGCCGGGCGGCGUGGCCCAAUGCUCAUGCAAGAUGUAGUUUAUAUGGAUGAGAUGGCUCAUUUCGAUCGUGAACGUAUCCCCGAGCGUGUCGUUCAUGCCAAGGGAGCCGGAGCCCAUGGAUACUUCGAGGUCACCCAUGACAUCUCCAAGUACUGUAAGGCCGAUAUCUUCAACAAGGUCGGGAAGCAGACCCCACUGCUAAUUAGAUUCUCUACAGUCGGUGGUGAGAGCGGAUCCGCCGACACCGCUCGUGAUCCACGUGGAUUUGCGAUCAAGUUCUACACCGAGGAGGGAAACUGGGAUCUGGUUGGAAAUAACACUCCGAUCUUCUUCAUCCGUGACCCUAUCCACUUCCCGAACUUUAUCCAUACCCAGAAGCGUAAUCCACAGACUCACCUGAAGGAUCCCAACAUGAUCUUUGACUUCUGGCUUCAUAGACCAGAGGCUUUGCAUCAAGUGAUGUUCCUGUUUUCCGAUCGAGGACUCCCAGAUGGGUACCGUCAUAUGAAUGGAUACGGAUCCCAUACAUUCAAGAUGGUUAACAAGGACGGAAAGGCUAUCUAUGUGAAAUUCCAUUUCAAGCCAACUCAAGGAGUGAAGAAUCUCACCGUGGAGAAGGCCGGUCAACUUGCCUCUUCGGACCCAGACUAUUCCAUCCGUGACCUGUUCAAUGCUAUUGAGAAGGGAGACUUUCCAGUAUGGAAGAUGUUCAUUCAAGUGAUGACAUUCGAACAAGCUGAGAAAUGGGAGUUCAAUCCAUUUGAUGUCACUAAAGUUUGGCCACACGGUGAUUACCCACUGAUCGAGGUCGGCAAGAUGGUGCUGAACAGAAAUCCAAGGAACUACUUCGCUGAGGUUGAACAAUCCGCCUUCUGCCCGGCCCACAUCGUCCCAGGAAUCGAGUUCUCGCCAGACAAGAUGCUCCAAGGACGUAUCUUCUCGUACACCGACACUCAUUUCCACCGCCUUGGACCAAACUACAUCCAGCUUCCAGUCAACUGCCCGUACCGCUCCCGUGCUCAUAACACCCAGCGUGAUGGUGCAAUGGCUUAUGACAAUCAGCAACAUGCUCCAAACUUCUUCCCGAACAGCUUCAACUAUGGAAAGACUCGUCCGGAUGUCAAGGAUACCACAUUCCCAGCCACUGGAGAUGUUGAUCGUUAUGAAAGUGGAGAUGACAACAACUAUGAUCAACCCCGUCAAUUCUGGGAGAAGGUGUUGGAUACCGGGGCUCGGGAGAGAAUGUGCCAGAACUUUGCAGGGCCGCUCGGGGAAUGUCAUGAUUUCAUUAUUAAGGGAAUGAUCGAUCACUUUUCAAAGGUUCAUCCAGAUUUUGGAGCUCGUGUCAAGGCACUCAUCCAGAAACAGGCUCGCUCUCAUAUCUAAACUUUCUUGAAAUUAAAAGAAAUUAAAUGUACUUUUUAUUGUAAUAACUUGCUUUAUUGUGUAUAAAAAAUAUGAUAAUUAAAAAUAAAUAAAGUUAAUAU
Molecule: messenger RNA, 1611 nt
Organism: Caenorhabditis elegans
Lineage: Eukaryota; Metazoa; Nematoda; Chromadorea; Rhabditida; Rhabditidae
Gene: ctl-2
Product: Peroxisomal catalase 1
Exons: 4
Coding region: 8-1510 (500 amino acids)
Biological process (GO): response to oxidative stress; hydrogen peroxide catabolic process; cellular oxidant detoxification
Cellular component (GO): peroxisome
Molecular function (GO): oxidoreductase activity; heme binding; catalase activity
Source: RefSeq, marked reviewed